Molecule: messenger RNA, 1226 nt
Organism: Dreissena polymorpha
Lineage: Eukaryota; Metazoa; Mollusca; Bivalvia; Myida; Dreissenidae
Exons: 5
Coding region: 686-1138 (150 amino acids)
Source: RefSeq, a predicted model, not a curated record
AAAAACAAAUCACACUUAUUGUCAUAGUAUUGUUCAGAUAUCAUUCGAAAAGAGGAAUACUUUUUAAACACAAAUUUGUUUGAUAGCAGUAUUAUCACAAAAGGAUGGAUUGUAUUGUGAACAUUGUGAAUUUAAAUACAUCGUUUUUAAGUUCAUGACUUAAAACCGCGAUAGCUACCUUACACUAUGGUAACUAACAUAACAAAAACACAUAUAUGUUUUUUUAUUGGUAACACUAUGAAGUGGAGUUUUAUAUCAUGCGCGAUCACAUAUUAAUUCACGUGUUUUUUAUAGUUUAAGUCGAACAUUAUAUUAACGUAUUCGUAAUAAAACAGUAUUUGUGGUGUUAGAAAACCUUCAAAUACUUGAAAGGAUUAAGUGAAAAAUAAAGAUUAAGAUUAAGUAAGGCUUGUUGACGUUAACAUAGUUCAUAUCAAUGGACUCCUAGAGCCUAUGAUAAGUUUUGCUUUUACGGCUCUCAUAAACCUUUUGGGUUAAGCUGAAAGUUGAAGUACUGCAAGUAUCGUUAACAAUAAUAGCAUUCAGUAACCUAAAAGAUCGCCAGUUGAUAAUUUGAAGCUUUACUAUCGUUUCAAAAACAAAUAUGCUAUUCAAAGAAUACGUGAAGUGAUAUAAACCACAACUCAAAAACUGUUUAAAGAUAUUGUUAUGCUAAUCCGUCAUAAUGGCAGAGGGUGGGUCUAACAGGAACCUAGAUAUAUUAACUGAUAUUCAAAAAACGCUGGAAGACACUUCAGACACACUCAAUCAUAAAAGUGCCGAAAGUAAAAGGUUUUGCAGAGAAACGAAGCAGAACAUUAGUAGUUUACCAGACAGUGACAAGAAAGCUGUUUUUAACAAAGCAAAUAUGAUCAUGGAUGCAGCUGCAGCGAUUCGCAAAUCUGUAGAGAGCGUUGAGGAACAGGCUUCAGGCCUGAAAAUGUUGACGCAUCCAGAAAUUGGAGAUGUGCCAAAUAGAGAACACACAGGACGAAAAUACCUUGACAGAGACAGUGGCCUGGGCCUGUCCGUCAAUUCAACUGUGUUGAUGGGCGAAAACCCGGCUGUAACAAAUCCGGUUGAAGACCGCGAGGAAUGCAACUACCCUGUUCAGGAUACCUCUGGUCCGAAUGAGUGAAUUGAAUAAAACCUCGUGAAUAUGUACAUAGAGAACAGUUUCACGAUCUGUUGUGUUAUAUAUGUUAGUGUUAUAAAUGUUAUUGUUA